AUGCUGGACGUUGCCCGACGGUACUUGCCCACUUUCAAGAACACGGCUAUCGCGUUAGGUAGCGCGUAUGCUGUCCAGCGAUACAUCCGUGAUAGGCUGGAGGAGACGCGGGAUGCGCUGGAAAGAGAUAGACGAGCGAGGGAUAGCUUGAAGCGAAGAUUUCGACAAACACACGAGGACAUCUCGUAUGCAGUACUGGCACUGAUACCGACGCUUUCUGAGCAGAUCCUGGAGGGCAUGGACGUCGAGGCGCUCAUCCAAGAACUGCAGAAUUUUGGCAAGGCUAAGUCUGCAUCAUUAUCGCUCAAUGUGGAGGAUGAAAAUGGCAGCUCAAGGAGUAUGUCGUCGAGCAUGAGUGUAGUGUCGGAGGCGGCGUCGGUCGUCUCACUGGGGAGCAGUAGUGAAAUGAGCUUCCAGCCUGAAUCAGAUAUGUCUAUGUCGGCCUCUGUGUCUUCGAUAUCGCCUUCAGAGGUGAGUCUACCUGACUCUACCGCCUCGUCGACAUCUUUCUCCUCAUCCAAAACCAAAGCCUCGCUAUGGAACGCUGUGAAAAUACUCAGCCUCACCCGCACCCUCACCCUUAUUUACACCACCACCCUUCUCUCUCUGCUCACCUCCCAACAACUUGCUCUUCUCGGACGCGCAAGGUAUCUGUCCUCUGUGCUCGCCGCAGCGCGGGAAGAACGUUUAGCUGAGAGCAUCGAAGAGCAGCUAUCAAUAACUGGUUUACUUUUUGGGAACGCGGGGGAGCAGAUGGAGGAGCUUAUGUCUGGGAAUUUGUCUGUACUGUUUAGCGACCUCCCGGAAGGACCAACCGAGGACACAGAAGCCAGAUUUCUGACGAUGAGCUGGUGGCUGCUUCACGUCGGUUGGAAGGAUGUAGGCGAAAGGGUUAGGUCGAGCGUGGAGGACGUUUUUGAGGGGGUAUCCCUCAAGACACGACUGACGCUCACGGACCUUCAUCGACUCAUUCUCGACGUACGGCGGCGGAUUGACCUCAGCGCUGACUUCCUACACGCUCUUCUCCCAUCUACACCGGAACUGACUGCCCACGUCCUUGCACAAGGCGGGUUUGGUCCUUCGACACCACCAUCACCAUCCAUCAGUGACAUUUCUUCGCAUGCAUGGACUACCUCCGCAUCGGCGGCACCCAACCUAUCACAACUUUCAUUGCUACCACCCGAAGAUGAAUCUCUUGCACCUUUACUUGAAGAGCUCCACGGGAUUGUGCAAUCAGUGGAUUUUGGUCUCGUCCUAGAUCGUGCCUUAGAUACAGCGGUGGCGAUCCUGUUUGCGGAUAUGGAGAGAAGCGUCUUUCCUUCUUCGAACGUCGAGGAGAUGGCAGACGAACCGCGGAUGAGGCUAGCAGGUUUGCUUCCUGCGCUGCAACAUUGGAGUCAGGACGCGUUAAAAGGGUUGCCAUGUGUUCUAGUUGAUAAUAUACUUUCGACGCGGGAAGUGGGGGCAUUGGAGGCGAUCGUAUUUGCCAGAUUUGAAGAUGAUGUGAAGUGGAGAUAA
Molecule: messenger RNA, 1518 nt
Organism: Desarmillaria tabescens
Lineage: Eukaryota; Fungi; Basidiomycota; Agaricomycetes; Agaricales; Physalacriaceae
Product: Peroxin-3
Exons: 5
Coding region: 1-1518 (505 amino acids)
Biological process (GO): protein import into peroxisome membrane
Cellular component (GO): peroxisomal membrane
Molecular function (GO): protein-macromolecule adaptor activity
Source: RefSeq, a predicted model, not a curated record